AUGGCGACUGGACUGUACGUCUGCAACACAGAGCCAAAACCAACGUAAUCUGGGUCGCUGUACUGACCACAUGGUAUAAUGCUGCCAUGCAUUAAAUUGCACAUGCUAUAUGUAUUCUCUGUAUAUUUCAGACCAUUCACAAUGUGCCAGCCCAGCCAUUUCUUAGAAUACGUAUUGUCUGGCACAAGAAGUGUUAAUGGCCACAGAUUGACCCACGCCUUGUGAUCAGCUGUUCUGACUCCCAUUCAGCCACGUGUACAAGGUCAGGAGAUGUGAGGGAAUCCAGCCGACAUUUGACCUUGUACACGAAGGGUCAGAGACAGGGGAGACUACGGAGCAGCUGUCCUUUGAGAUACCGCCCCUUCCCCCUCUAUUAUACAUGGCAGAUACACUAUACGGAGGGAGCGAUCCCACUGUAUCUGUUACACUAUACGGAGGGAGUGAUCCCAUUGUAUCUGUUACACUAUACGGAGGGGGCGAUCCCAUUGUAUCUGUUACACUAUACGGAGGGAGCGAUCCCAUUGUAUCUGUUACACUAUACGGAGGGAGCGAUCCCACUGUAUCUGUUACACUAUACGGAGGGAGUGAUCCCAUUGUAUCUGUUACACUAUACGGAGGGAGCGAUCCCAUUGUAUCUGUUACACUAUACGGAGGGAGCGAUCCCAUUGUUUCUGUUACACUAUACGGAGGGAGCGAUCCCAUUGUAUCUGUUACACUAUACGGAGGGGGCGAUCCCAUUGUAUCUGUUACACUAUACGGAGGGAGCGAUCCCAUUGUAUCUGUUACACUAUACGGAGGGAGCGAUCCCAUUGUAUCUGUUACACUAUACGGAGGGAGCGAUCCCAUUGUAUCUGUUACACUAUACGGAGGGAGCGAUCCCAUUGUAUCUGUUACACUAUACGGAGGGAGCGAUCCCAUUGUAUCUGUUACACUAUACGGAGGGGGCGAUCCCAUUGUAUCUGUUACACUAUACGGAGGGAGCGAUCCCAUUGUAUCUGUUACACUAUACGGAGGGAGCGAUCCCAUUGUAUCUGUUACACUAUACGGAGGGGGCGAUCCCAUUGUAUCUGUUACACUAUACGGAGGGAGCGAUCCCAUUGUAUCUGUUACACUAUACGGAGGGAGCGAUCCCAUUGUAUCUGUUACACUAUACGGAGGGGGCGAUCCCAUUGUAUCUGUAACACUAUACGGAGGGAGCGAUCCCAUUGUAUCUGUUACACUAUACGGAGGGAGCGAUCCCAUUGUAUCUGUUACACUAUACGGAGGGAGCGAUCCCAUUGUAUCUGUUACACUAUACGGAGGGAGCGAUCCCAUUGUAUCUGUUACACUAUACGGAGGGAGCGAUCCCAUUGUAUCUGUUACACUAUACGGAGGGAGCGAUCCCAUUGUAUCUGUUACACUAUACGGAGGGAGCGAUCCCAUUGUAUCUGUUACACUAUACGGAGGGAGCGAUCCCAUUGUAUCUGUUACACUAUACGGAGGGAGCGAUCCCAUUGUAUCUGUUACACUAUACGGAGGGAGCGAUCCCAUUGUAUCUGUUACACUAUACGGAGGGAGCGAUCCCAUUGUAUCUGUUACACUAUACGGAGGGAGCGAUCCCAUUGUAUCUGUUACACUAUACGGAGGGAGCGAUCCCAUUGUAUCUGUUACACUAUACGGAGGGAGCGAUCCCAUUGUAUCUGUUACACUAUACGGAGGGGGCGAUCCCAUUGUAUCUGUUACACUAUACGGAGGGAGCGAUCCCAUUGUAUCUGUUACACUAUACGGAGGGAGCGAUCCCAUUGUAUCUGUUACACUAUACGGAGGGAGCGAUCCCAUUGUAUCUGUAACACUAUACGGAGGGAGCGAUCCCAUUGUAUCUGUUACACUAUACAGAGGAGGCGAUCCCAUUGUAUCUCUUACACUAUACGGAGGGAGCGAUCCCAUUGUAUCUGUAACACUAUACGGAGGGAGCGAUCCCAUUGUAUCUGUAACACUAUACGGAGGGAGCGAUCCCAUUGUAUCUGUUACACUAUACGGAGGGACGAUCCCAUUGUAUCCCAUUGUAUCUGUAACACUAUACGGAGGGAGCGAUCCCAUUGUAUCUGUUACACUAUACGGAGGGAGCGAUCCCAUUGUAUCUGUAACACUAUACGGAGGGAGCGAUCCCAUUGUAUCUGUUACACUAUACAGAGGAGGCGAUCCCAUUGUAUCUGUUACACUAUACGGAGGGGGCGAUCCCAUUGUAUCUCUUACACUAUACGGAGGGAGCGAUCCCAUUGUAUCUGCAACACUAUACGGAGGGGGCGAUCCCAUUGUAUCUGUUACACUAUACGGAGGGGGCGAUCCCAUUGUAUCUGUUAGACUAUACAGAGGGAGCGAUCCCAUUGUAUCUGUUACGCUAUACGGAGGGGGCGAUCCCAUUGUAUCUGUAACACUAUACGGAGGGACCGAUCCCAUUGUAACAGAUACAAUGGGAUUGCUCCCUUCGUAUAAUGUAACAGAUACAAUGGGAUUGCUCCCUCUGUAUAGUGUAACAGCGUAG
Messenger RNA from Pelobates cultripes (western spadefoot toad), 2524 nucleotides. Lineage: Eukaryota; Metazoa; Chordata; Amphibia; Anura; Pelobatidae. The record is from the annotation of a GenBank genome assembly.